Molecule: messenger RNA, 1391 nt
Organism: Chlamydomonas reinhardtii
Lineage: Eukaryota; Viridiplantae; Chlorophyta; Chlorophyceae; Chlamydomonadales; Chlamydomonadaceae
Exons: 7
Coding region: 78-566 (162 amino acids)
Molecular function (GO): zinc ion binding
Source: RefSeq, a predicted model, not a curated record
ACAUUUGAACACCACACCGACAAACACACUUAUUGAUAAGGGUUCCUUAGCAUAACUGCAGUCAAGCCUCUGAUACAAUGCCUACCUUCCUUUUAUGCAUCCGAGCGGAGCUGGACAACGUGGAUACAAUCAGCAUACCGUCCACAACGCACUGGUGCCUGGACGUGAAGGAGAGCGCGGGCUCAGAAGAGAAGAAGGGCGUGUACGUGACCUCCACAGAGGAGCACGAGCUGAACGGCAGCAAGGGCACGGCGAACCUGGUGAUGAAGUUCGCCAAGGGCAGCAAGAAGGAGUCCAGUGUGAAUGUGCUGGAGAUUAAGGGCGUCACGAGGCCGUACACAGCUGACGACGACGGUAAGUUUGUACCCAUCAUCGCCUUCGAGUGCCGUGGCCUGGAGCCCAUCGCCUUCCACCCGGAGGGCGACUGGCACGUGGUGAGCAGCGGCGGCACCAAGUACGACAACGUGGAUCUCAAGGAGAACGAGUGGAGCGACUACUGCGAGAAGGCGGCGGCCAGUGUGGGCAUCUACUCAUUUGAGUCCAAGUUCGAGCUGCACAAGGGGUGAUGAUGAGGAGGCGCUGGUGAUGGAGAGAUAUGCAGAUCUGGGAGUGAGCGCGCCAGGGAAUGGGAGGGAGGGAGUUAGGUGAAGGGAGGGAGGGAGGGGUGCUUGUGCUUGACAGCGGGACAUGGCUGGAUAUAUGGCGGGCCGUGCCUGUACAAACCGACCCCGGUUAUGUUCGGGAGAUGAGGUAGACGCUUGCGGCCUCAGACGGGAGACGUGGAAAAUCACUUUCUUGUCACCAGGACACAGUGGUAAGGCAAUCGACAAUAUGGUGUGCGUGGCUUGGGACACGGGUUUGUCUGGGUGCACACUGCACAGGUACUGUCGCGCCUGAAACACGAGCGUGCAGCCUGUUGUGGAAGGAGUGAAGGAGUGAGACUGAGGACGCAGCGGCACGAGCGUGCAGCCUGUUUUCGGGGCUCACAAGCGGGUACGUACGUGGGGAGUGGGUGUUGGCCUGAGGUGGAGUUGAGGGUGGUGGAGCUCUACUCAGCUUGGAUGCUGGAGCAGCGUCGCGGCAUGGGCUGGAGGGUGGAGACCCCUGGAGACUGAGGGUCUCUGGUCCUGGGCACGCCCACAGUUAUCUGCCCUGCGGUGGAGGAAUGCCGUUGGCGUUUGGACUUUGGAACUCAGGCGGGAACGGACAGGGUUUGGUGGCGGCUGUGGACUUGUGACGCACGCCGCCGCAGAUGAGAGACUACGGUUGCGCCCCUGUAGGGGACCUGGGUGGUGUUGUGAUGCAGCGGCGGUUGGCUCGGGAUGGAGCGCCGUGUGAUGUGCUGUACAGCGAUUGCGCACAUAGUGCACGUCUUGUAAGGCUCGUAUUCC